This is a messenger RNA of Cuscuta campestris, 1026 nucleotides long. The record is from the annotation of a GenBank genome assembly. Lineage: Eukaryota; Viridiplantae; Streptophyta; Magnoliopsida; Solanales; Convolvulaceae.
CGGUAGACUUUAGCGUUAUCAUUUCCAAAAUUAAUAUGCAAAUUGCCAUCCCUACCCCCUCUCCCCUUUUGGAAAUUGGAUUCCCGUCGAUCACUGAACUCGGGUCAGACCAGACCAGGCAUGGCGACUGUUCCGAAUCUGUCUCUAUUUCUCUCUCCGCCGCAACCCAGGCGACGUCCACCGCUCGCUUCCCGCGGUUAUCGUCUCUCACUCGUCUUCCCUGUCACUUCACCAUCUCUGCUUAGCGUUUCUCAUUUUCGCCGGAAGGGAAUGCCGGCGAUCUCUUCUCUCCCGGCGAGUUCCUUGAUUUCAGAUGCAGAACAGGUCCCGAUUCCCCCGGGAAUAGCUACCGCGUCCGGCGAUGGGGCUUCGAUUGUCAUUUCUGCUCUGUUUCUCACUGCAUUCAUUGCGUUGUCCGUUCUCACUGCCGGGGUUAUCUAUUUGGCUGUAACAGAUUUCAUUCAGAGGAGGGAGAGCGAAAAGCUUGAAAAAGAAGAGGCGUCCAAGAGGAAGAAGAAGAAGGAGAAAGAGAGCAGGAGAAGGGGGAAGGUCUCGAGCAGAGCUAAAUCCGGACCUCUAGGGUUUGGACAAAAGAUUGUGGAUGAAGAUGAUGAGGACAAUUGACACUUUUCAAACAUUGAAGAUGAAGCCUCCAUUUUGAAGCUCAAUGAUAAUAUGGAAACAUGGCGAGCAUUUGUGACACAUGAAACAUUAGAAGCACAAUGUUGGUGAUUAUUUGUAAAGAUUGAUCAGGUUCUUGAGAAGCCAAUGAAGACAUUAACACAAUUAUGAACAAAAUUGGAGGCCAAGGAUGAUAUCAACACAUCGGAGAGAUAUUCAAUGCGAGUCGGAAUUUCAGAGUGGGACGGAGGAAGUAUUAUAUAAGUUAUUACGGAUUACUAAGCCAGUAUAACUUUGUCUAUAAAAUGGAUGGAAAUGAUAGUACAAAGUUUGGGGAAAGAAAGCCAUGAAUGACUUUAAACGUCGCAAUCUAUUUUUGUCCAAAAAUAAAUUACAUUACGUUGU